GGCGACUCUCGGAUCGUACCUGCCUACGCUCUCUGCUUGCUCUCACCGCUCGCGGACUGUCUCGCGCGCGCACGCCGGAGAUGGCGGCGAUGGCGUGCAGUCGCGCGCAAAUCUUCAGCGACGCCGAGACAGGACCCUACAACGCACUACCACACGCCGGUCGCGAGUACAGCUACGACAGCGAUGACUACGGGAGCAAAUGUUUCUGUUGUCCGUACGGCUACCACAUCGACCUGGAUUUCGUGCGCUACUGCGAGACAUGGCAAGCAGACGCGAGCGAUCGUCUUCAACACGAGCGUCGUCGUCGACGUGCGCGCCACAAGCAGCGCCAGUCCAUGGAGUUCCUGCUCGGUUUACCCGACGAGAACAAGGCCGCGGUGUACCAACCGCCUGCGGAGCCGUCGAAGAAGCCAGUGCCACCGAAGCCACCACCUAAACCUAGUCUCGACAGUAUUCGGCUUAAUCAAGACUGGCAGGAUUCCCUGAGUAAUUUCGAGGAAGCUCUGUCGCAGUCGUAUUCCGGACCAAGCAGUAGUGCCUGUUCCACGCCCAUCAACAAUGUCUAUUUGAGCAGCACCGCUGUCGACAGUAGUCCACCGGUGCAGAACGGCGUGGACUGCGUCAGCAGUCCAAGCAGCAGGACGGAAAUGGUAGCACCGGUACCGCCUCAACGCAACGAGAGCCAUUCGUACCUGCGAAAAGCCGAAGCAACCGGCGCCGCCGCUGCCGCUGCGCCAACGUCGAGUCGGCUGGUGUUGGAGUCAGCGAGCCGUGUCGAGAACGAGAGCAACCGGCCAUGCUUGCAGAGCAUACGCGAGCAGAUGGCUGCGGCCCUCGAGCGCAUGAAGCAGCUCGAGGAGCAGGUCAAGGAGAUACCGCUGCUGCACGUACAGAUGUCCGUCCUGAGGGAGGAGCGGCGAAUUCUACUGAGGCAGCUUGCCAGCCAAAAGAAGCUCAAUCAUCAGCAGCCCCAGCAGACUCCCGUUUCCAAGAGGGACGCCGCAACCUCGUGCGCUGUGGUUACCAGGGACGUGGGCGUCACGCAUCAGCCGAUGAAGUUGCGCGACUCGUCGACGAGCACGCUGCGGGUGCUUAGUGCUCACGCGACCGAGGUGACUUCGAUCGCGCCGGAAGCCAAGCCUCCGAGCUCGACGCAGUCGACGCAGUCGACGCAGUGCUCGCCCCAGGCCCGACUCGCCAAGGCCGUGCAGUCCGAGUCACCGGGGCUCGUUGCGCUCGCCACCAAAUCCACGCAGUACGAGAGUGAGUGCUCGACGGAGCGGUCGAACCUCACCGCCAAGGGAACGCAGUGCAGCGUGGAGACGAGGGAGCGGGGCACGUCGAGCCUCCAACAGCCGAUCGAGAUCAGCAGGCCGAGCGUCGCCAGGAGAAACAAGGAGGUGCAAGCUACCGAGAGUCAGCCCUGGGUGAAGCUGAAAUUGAACGCAGGAGUGAGCGCGAAGCCGAGCGUGUGCGACGUCGCCACCGAAACGUGCGACACGUCGAUCAGCCUCUCAGCGCUACGCCGUCAACAGACACUGGGCGGGGGCAAGUCCGUGAGCACGAGCGUAGGACGCGACCUGGUGCGCACGGUUAGUCGAAGUACCGAAACUUUGACGCCGCGCAGUCGUGACUUCGGCACGUCGCCACGGCGCAAGCUUCUGGUGGACGUAUCGGUGGGCGGCUCUCUGCCGUUCAUAGCUACAAGCACCAAUUACUGCGACGAGUGCAAGCAGAUUAAUAAGAACAAGCAGCAGCAGCAGCAACAGCAACAACAGCACUCCAAGACUGACAAGGGUAAAGGUUACAGUAUGAGGACGAGGAUACCCGUUAUGAGUGCUGACGCGAAAAACGAAAGGCGAUCCAAUCUUAUCAGGCAGGACACGUGGACCGAGAGUUUGGACAAACUUGGUGACGGGUCCCAGAGUUUGAACAAGCAUGCCGAUCGCCAGCAGCAGCAGCAACAGCAGCAGGAACAGCAGUUGACUGCUUCCUCGAAGAAGCGCGAUGGGCAGGUGUCGCAGGACAGCCUUGCUGCUGAGCCCCAAUCCAAGGCGAAAGAGGAAGAAGAGGGCAAGGCCGAAGAACUCGAUGACGCUCUCGUGCGAAGCGUCGUUCUCGACACGCCAAAAGUACCUGCCAAUAAGCCGCCCAUGGAUCUCUCCAAGGAGAUGCGGGCUGCGCUCAAAGUUCUCGAUGACAAUCUCAGGAAAGUGAGCGCGGGCGGUACGCUGCCGAGCAGCGUGAAGAACGCGAGCAACAUCGUGCAGCACGAGUGGUUCAAAGUGUCGAGUACCGCCCAAGCCGAUCCACACAGCGUGGAGUACUAUCUGGACCAAUUCGAGCAGCACUGUUCGUCGCUGCUCGACCACGUGGUCAAUCUAAGGGACUCCAACGGCAACACCGCCAUGCACUACGCGGUCUCGCACGGCAAUUUCGACGUGGUCUCGAUACUGCUGGACUCGAAGGUGUGCGACGUCAACGGCACCAAUCACGCCGGCUACACUCCGGUUAUGCUCGCCGCCCUCGUGCAGCUCAGAAAUUCCACCCACGCGAGUGUCGUCAAGAGGUUGUUCCAGUUGGCCGACGUCAAUGUCCGCGCGAAGCUGCACGGUCAAACGGCCCUAAUGCUCGCGGUGUCGCACGGUCGCAAGGACAUGUCGAAGCUGUUGUUGGACGCGGGGGCGGCGGUGAAUCUGCAGGACGAGGACGGCAGCACGGCUCUGAUGUGCGCCGCGGAGCACGGCCACGCCGACAUCGUGCGGCUGUUGCUGGCGCACUCGGACUGCGACUCGAGCAUCGUCGACGUGGACGGCAGCACGGCAUUGAAGAUCGCGGUCGAAGCCGGCCACGCAGAGGUCGGCAUGCUGCUGUACGCGCACCAGCGCGCCAGCCGUGCGAGCCCCAUGCCGCCGACCGCGCCGAAACUCGGCAGAAGACAGCGAACCAUCUCGGCUCAUCAUAACCAUCACGCGGCGCAGCAGUACUCGGUGCUGUCGAUGUCCGCGCCAGCCAGUCCCGUCGCGACCGCCUCCAGAAAGUUUCACUCGUCGAGCUUGUCGCUCGUCGAAGCGCCCAAGUACUCUCUGUAAAACGGACUUCGUGCGUAAUACGUGCGUGUGUGCCUGAGCGCAUGCGUCUUCGUUGUUUAAAUGUAUGCAAGUCUGCAUGUUUUUUCUCUUGUAGAUAAUUUGUCACGUACAAAGCAAUGCAAAACGGGUUUUAUAGCCUUUUAUCGACGCAAUGGAAAGACACUCAGAUGGUCAAUUUUUUAUAUUCUCGAAAUUUUCACUGCAGUUUACGAUCAAACAGCACUUGGCACUUUGCCUUUGGAGAUUAAAAAUAGUGCAAGACUGUUCAUUGUUUUGUUGAAUCACGGUGUCUACUAUAUAUUUUUCACUUUAGUUUAUUCAAUUCUGAUGAUAAAAUACUGAUGAUUGAACAAUAUUAACAUACAAAUUAUUUACUCAUCUUGCGAGCGGUACAAUGUCAAUAUGUAAAUCAAUGUGUAGCGAGAACUGUUGUGUGUAAGUUGUUAAACUUCUCAACAUUUAUCUUUGUAAAUUUCAAAUAGUUUAAUUGUCGCGUGAAAAAAAAAUUUUAAUUUACUAAGUGGAUUUCUAAGCAAUAAUACACUUGCGCAUCAAUAGUUUUAAAAAAUUUCACAAAUUCUUUUCGUCCUUUCUACGAUGUUAAUUGGGUUCACUCCUCGACAAUUUAUCGGUGCUGUACAAUUUGUACCAGUUUUAUAGGACUCGUUAUUUUGAGUAUAAAAUAUUUUUUGAUAUAAUGUAUAAUGUAGAGAAAUUGCGUAAAAUUUUCACGUGAUAUUUAGAUAAUAUUUUACAUCACGUUAAUUAAAUUAUUACUUUGCAAUGCAUCACAUUAUAUUAUAUUCUUGCAUGUACUUAACGGUUAAUUAGAUAAAAUAUUGUUCGGUGUGAUAAACGGUAUAACUGUGGGUACAACAUAUAAAACGAAUAGAUUUAAAAUAUUAAAAAUGUGAGAGAACUGUCCUAUAAUUGAUCAUCUUGUAAAUUUUGGAAUUUUCGUUUGUUUAUUAUCUAAUUUUGAGUGCAAUUUAUCUCUUGGCUCUGAUGCGCUAACAAUGAAUUAUUUAUUUUUAUCGCAAAUAACACGAAACGGUGAAUGAAUCUGAAAAUGAUCGAUUGUGAUGACAAUAAGUUUUAAUCAAUUUUGGUAAUGCUCCAUUCCUCUGUAAUUUAAUAAUUGAAUGCGAUUAACUCCACGACGAUGGCACCUAUUUUAGUUGUAAUAUAUUUUUAUCCAGCCAGGGUAUAUACAUACGUAGCUCGUGUACCUUUUUUUAGUCUUCUAAGAUACAUAUUAAGAGUGUUAAUACAAAUACCUAGUUGUGUCAUAAUAAAGCGGAAUCAUAUAUUCCGCUAUCUGAAACAAAUUAUUAUCGUAUUUUUUAUCUAAGUUUACACAAUGGAAAUCGAUUACAUUUUUUCGACUUUUAUUCUAUCAUUCUGAGGAACAUAUUAAUACGGUGCAUAUUGUGAUAUAUGCCAAUAUCAUGCAUUUAUAUACACUAUACAUACUAAAAAAUAUAAAACACGA
Molecule: messenger RNA, 4584 nt
Organism: Phymastichus coffea
Lineage: Eukaryota; Metazoa; Arthropoda; Insecta; Hymenoptera; Eulophidae
Gene: Kank
Product: KN motif and ankyrin repeat domain-containing protein 2-like
Exons: 9
Coding region: 81-3092 (1003 amino acids)
Biological process (GO): negative regulation of actin filament polymerization
Cellular component (GO): cytoskeleton; cytoplasm
Molecular function (GO): protein binding
Source: RefSeq, a predicted model, not a curated record